Staurois parvus is the source of this 983-nucleotide messenger RNA. The record is from the annotation of a GenBank genome assembly. NCBI's taxonomy places the organism in Eukaryota, Metazoa, Chordata, Amphibia, Anura, Ranidae.
GGGCAGUCAGGGGAGAGCAGCCCAGCUGAAGAAGCAGCACCACCAUCUGUUGCUAAACUUGCUGGAUUAUUUGGUGACAAGGUCAACAGCCCCAGGAAAGAGGCUCCACCACACAAACCAACAAGAAAGAAACCUCCCUGUUCACUGCCCUUACUUAAACCUGAGGCCACCAACAAUGGCGAAGAGAAAGUGUCUCCUCCUCACACACAGAUGCCUAAGGUCAAGGUGAAGAGCUCCCCUCUUAUUGAGAAGCUCCAGGGUAACUUGGCGUUCGCUCCAGCGCAUUUCCUCCCAGGAGCGUCUCCGAAGAGCCCCGGUCUCAAAGUCAUGGCCUCUCCGUUCACCAGCCCCCCCUCAACACCCAGCAGUCCGGGCCUUCAGGCGUGUGCCAGCGAGUCGGAGGAGUCCCCUGUCAGCUUUGAGCAGCCGCCAGAGGGCGCCCCUCUCCCAAGCUACAAUAAGGUUCGUACUAGAGGCUCCUUAAAGAGAAGACCCCCAAGCCGAAGGUUUAGAAAAUCCCAAAGUGACAUGGACUUUGAUAUCGAUAUCAUGAGCACCGCGCCUAAAGAAAACGGGGAUAAGGUGGAAGAGAAAGGUACUGGGAGUCCAAAAGAUAAAGAUGAAACCCAACAGACAGAAUCAGCGUGCGAGACAGACACGGCGUCACAUGACCCAGCGAGAAGUCAUCUGACCCAGCGGAGAAGUCAUCUGACCCAGCAGAAAAGUCAUCUGACCCAGCAGAAAAGUCAUCUGAGUGCCCCCAGGAAGACCCAGGAAAGACAGAGAAAGAGACACAGAUUGACGAGGGAUCAGCCAGCACGGUGGAGGAGGACCCCAGCAAAGAAGAGGCCACAUUGGACACAAACGUCACAGACUCAUCAUCACUAAAGAGGAAACCGAGAACACGGAGGACGGCAAUGACAAUUCAAAUGAAAGACAAGAGAAGGACGAGAGCAGCGAGCCUAGCAGAUCGGAUUGUGAUG